Messenger RNA from Talpa occidentalis (Iberian mole), 846 nucleotides. RefSeq names its product tetratricopeptide repeat domain 36 (gene TTC36). Gene Ontology annotation, molecular function: protein binding. The transcript is spliced from 4 exons. The record is from RefSeq and is a predicted model, not a curated record. Lineage: Eukaryota; Metazoa; Chordata; Mammalia; Eulipotyphla; Talpidae. Gene Ontology annotation, biological process: cilium assembly. Bases 166 to 846 code for a protein of 226 amino acids.
AUGGGCCAAAGAGGGUUGAAUUUAUACUCUGGCCAAAGAAUAGAAGACACGCCUCAUGGGGCAUGGUCCUCAACAGAACCUCCCUCUAGAUCAACUGGCUGCCCAGACAAAGCCCCCCCCCCUCUUCCUCCUGAGUCAUCAUUUCAGAUGUUGUAGUUGCACACCAUGGGGACACCAAAUGAUCAGGCUGUGUUGCAGGCCAUCUUCAACCCUGACACCCCGUUUGGAGAUGUCAUUGGUGUAGACCUGGGAGAGGAAGCUGAGAAAGAACUAGAUGAAGAUGGAGUAUUCCCUCAAGUACUACUGGAGCAGUCCAAGGCCUUGGAGCUGCAGGGGGUGAGGGCAGCAGAGGCUGGGGAAUUCAGUACAGCCCUGGAGAGGUUUGGCCAAGCCAUCAACCUGCUGCCUGAGCGGGCCUCAGCCUACAACAACCGAGCCCAGGCCCGGAGACUCCAGGGAGACGUGGCAGGCGCCCUGGAGGACCUGGAGCGCGCGCUGGCGCUGAGCGGCGGCCGGGGCCGCGUGGCCCGCCAGGGCUUCGUGCAGCGCGGGCUCUUGGCGCGGCUGCAAGGCCGGGACGACGACGCCCGCAGGGACUUCGAGCAGGCGGCGCGGCUGGGCAGCCCCUUCGCGCGGCGCCAGUUGGUGCUGCUCAACCCGUACGCCGCGCUGUGCAACCGCAUGCUGGCCGACAUGAUGGGGCAGCUGCGCAGCCCCGCAACGGGCGCUGAGCGGGCGUGGGCGAGGGAGGGCGGCCCCGAACCAAUAAAGCUGCUCGGCUUCCACCGACUCGCGCCCGUGUCUGCGUGCAGCGCCGUCCCGGCGGGGGAAGGCCAAGCAGCCUAG